GGGCAGGAACAGCUCUCCUGUUCCGAGGGACCCUCGAGGCGAUGCAGAGCGCGCCAGGUGGGCGGAGCUGCUCGGGUACUUAGCGCUGUUGCCCUGUGCCUGCCGGCGCUGCUGCAAUCUCCGCUCCUUCUGGGAACAAUGGGUGAUCGCAGGCGAGUUCUGGGCUGCCUGGCUCUCCUGAGCCUCCUCGGCUUAAACAUAUUUGAAAAUUGCUGUGAAGCAUAUAAUAUUGGCCUUGAAGGAGCUAAAGUGUUUUCUGGUUCCCGAAAUGAACAAUUUGGAUAUUUAGUUCAACAGAUUACAAACCAAAAAGGCAAAUGGUUGCUUGUUUCUUCACCUUGGAGUGAAAAUAGAAUGGGAGAUAUCUAUAAAUGUGCUGUUCAUCAACAGGGAUCCAAAUGUUCAAAGAUGGACCUACAGACUGUUACAAGCAUACCAAAUGUUAAUGAGAUAAAGAAGGACAUGAAUCUAGGGUUAACUCUAGUAAGAAAUCAAAGAACUGGAGGCUUUUUGGCUUGUGGUCCUUUGUGGGCUCAACAGUGUGGAAGCCAGUACUAUGCAACAGGAAUCUGUUCUGAAUUUGAUCCCAGUUUUCAGAUCCUCAGAAGUUUUUCACCUGCAGUGCAAAACUGUUCUUCAGCCAUUGAUGUGGUGAUCAUAUGUGAUGCGUCAUAUAGUAUUUAUCCAUGGGAAGCUGUGAAAAACUUUUUGAAAAAAUUUGUUCAAGGUUUAGAUAUAGGGCCAACAAAAACACAGGUAGGCUUAAUUCAGUAUGGCGUUUACCCAACAGUUGUUUUCAACCUGAAUACCUACACUGACAAAAAAGCUGUUGAACAAGCAAUGUCAGAAACCAUUCAAAAUGGAGGUGCGGAAACUAAUACAUUCCAAGCCAUUGAAUAUGCCAGACAACAUGCUUUCACAAAACAAGCAGGUGGGAGACCAACAGCCUCAAAGGUCAUGGUGGUUGUCACAGAUGGUGAAUCGCAUGAUGGCUCAAAGUUGCCAGAAGUAAUAGCUAAAUGCAAUGCAGAUAAUAUUACAAGGUUUGGGAUAGCCGUAUUAGGAUAUUUAAUUAGAAAUUUUAUGGAUACUGAAAAACUUAUCAAAGAAAUCAAAGCAAUUGCUAGCCACCCUACAUCAAAAUAUUUUUUUAAUGUGUCCUCUGAGGAAGCUCUUUUAGAACAAGCAGGAACACUUGGGGAACGAAUUUUCAGCUUGGAAGGCACUGAUCAAGGUGAUUUAUUCCAGAUGGAAAUGUCACAAGUGGGUUUCAGUGCUUCUUAUUCACAUCAAAAGGAAGUGCUCAUGUUGGGUGCUGUUGGAGCCUAUGAAUGGACUGGAACAGUGGUCCAGAAGAGAGGAGAAAAAGACAUUAUAUUUCCCAAUACAACAUUUCAAAAUGUUUUGCAAAACAGUCAGAAUUCCUACUUAGGUUAUUCUCUCGCUGUUCUUUCCAUGGAAAACUCAGUCUAUUUUGUUGCUGGUGCUCCCCGUUCCAAUUACACUGGCAGAGUUGUGGUGUAUGAGGUUGAUGACUAUGGCAACAUAAUCAUCAUUGACUCUCAAAAAGGAGAGCAGAUUGGUUCUUAUUUUGGCAGUGUUGUGUGCUCUGUUGAUAUCAAUGGAGACUCCAUAACAGAUGUGCUUUUGGUUGGUGCACCAAUGUUUAUGAAUAAUUUUAAAAAAGAGGAAGGAAGAGUCUACAUGUUCACAGUCACAAAGGGAAUUUUGGACAAACGAGAAUUCCUUGAAGGUCCUGAAGGACUGGAAAAUGCUCAGUAUGGAUCUGCUAUCACUGCUGUUUCUGAUAUUGAUCUGGAUGGUUUUAAUGAUGUGAUAGUUGGAGCACCAUUAGAAAAUGAGAAUACUGGUUCUAUAUACAUUUAUAAUGGUAAACAAAAGACUUUACGUACUAAGUAUUCCCAGAAAAUUUCUGGAUCAAGCCCCGCAUUUGCUCAGCAAUUCCAGUAUUUUGGAAGAUCAGUAGAUGGCCAUAUUGAUUUAAAUGAUGAUGGAAUUACUGAUGUAUCUGUGGGUGCCAGUGGAAAUGUGAUUCAACUCUGGUCACAGAGUAUAGCCAAUGUGACUUUACAUGCUUUAUCUACUCCUACGAAGAUCAGUCUGCAGAACAAGAACACAGAAGUAGAUUUAAAUAUAUGUUUUGGUGUAACUUUUAGACCUAUCCAUAGGAGUGACAAAGUGGAUAUUAGAUACAACCUAACUUUGGAUGCGGAUCUCUUAUCUUCACGCGUUAUCUCUAGAGGAUUAUUUAAAGAAAACAAUGAGAGGUCUCUGCAGAGUAGUAUCGUAGUCCACCCUCUGAAGACAUGUGUGAAUCAUACUUUUAACGUGCAGACUCCUUCUGAUGCUAUUGACUCCCUUAACGUGCGUAUUGAUAUUGCGCUGAAGAACCCCAACUCAAGCCCUGUUCUUGAUAAAACAUCUCCUACCACUCUUGUUUACAGCAUACCAUUUGUCAAAGAUUGCGGUGAAGAUGAAGUUUGCAAGACAGAUCUCAUUCUGGAAGUUGAACAGAAAAACAUUGGAAACAACAAACAGUAUUUUCUUGUUACCAGUAAAAACAAAAGACUGACAUUUGGCGUGAAGUUGAAAAACAUGAAUGAAAAUUCAUACAACACCAGAAUUCAAGUGGCUUUUUCUGAAAACUUGUUUUUUGCUUCAUCUUUUUCAGUGGUGGAUGAAAGCGAAGUUUUAUGUCAGAUGGCAGUUGUCCAUCAUCUUGUUGUCUGCCAAAUCAGCUAUCCUGUUUUUAAAGGAGGGCAAGAGGUAUCCUUUGAUAUUAAUUUUGACUUCAGUUUGAAAAUCCUUCAGAAUGUGGCAGUAUUACAUUUUCAAGCUUUGAGUGCAAGUAAUGAAGAAGAUUAUACAAACAAUCAGGUGAACGUAACACUUCCACUUCGUUAUGAUGCAGAAUUUCACUUAAUGAGGUUUACCAGUAUGGACUACUAUGAAGUAUAUUCUAAUCAUAACGUUUACACCAUGGUGAAUAAUUUUGAUGAAAUUGGACCUGUAUUUAAUUUUUCAGUUAAGGUCAUAAGAGGAAGUAAUCCAAUCAAUAUGGCAAUUUUAAAAAUUCAUAUUCCUAAUCAAACUAAGGAAAAUAACCCUUUGAUGUAUGUGACUGCAGUCCACACCAGUCAGGGCAGUGACAUCAACUGUCAUGGACUCAUCAAUCCACAUAAAAUUGGAUCACAAGGCUCUGUUGCAUCAUUUCAGAAAGAAAACUUCAAAGAUUUGAAAGAAUUGAACUGCAAGAACGUCAGAUGUGAUACAAUCACGUGCAUGCUAAAAGAUAUAUCCAUGAAACCUGAAAAUUAUGUUAAUAUUUCUACUAGAAUCUGGAAUGGGACAUUUGCAACUUCAGCCUUCCAGAAAAUAGAAUUAUCUGCAAGUGCCGAAAUUGACGCCCAAGAUUCCGAGUUAUUUAUAACAGGAGAAAGCACUUUAUCUAUUCCAAUUACAAUAAUCAAACCUGAUGAGAAAGCAGAAAUACCCAUUGGAAUUGUAAUAGCAAGUGUCCUUAUAGGUCUUCUCUUGCUAAUAAUUAUUAUUGCUGUUUUAUGGAAACUUGGUUUCUUCAAGAGAACAUACAAGAAAAUGGAAACAGAUUUGGAAGACAUGGAUGAGAUUACAGGACUUACUCAGGACAGAGAGUAAACAUAGCAGAAAUAUUCCUGAAUGUACGAAUCUUGAGCCACAAGCAGUGCUUGCAAUCACACUGUUUAAUUUCUACGAGUGCCUUAUAAAAAAGUUUUACAUUUUUAUAAGUUAUAUUAUACAUAUAACUGCUGGUCGGUUUGGGCUUUUGUUUACAGUUGUAUAAAGAUUUUGUUUUUGUAUAUUUUGUACUGUUAAUGAUGGAUCCUCUGAAUUGGCGGGGCCAGAAAUAAUGCUGAAAUUUGCCAGCAAUACCGUUUUGUAUCCUUGAUGUACAUGUGGAAUAGUUUAUCUUUAUUUACCAGUAGCAGGACCUGUUAUUUUCAUCCUGCAGUCAAAAUCUGUCCUUGAGUUACUCAAAACUUUACACACAUUGAGCAGUGCUAGCUCCUCACAAUCAGUAUCUGCAUUCGGAUAUUACAUUAAACCAUAAAUUGGUCUGUUUACUCUCUUGUGACUAAAUGUGACAUGUGAAUAUGACCAUUGUAGCUUAGCACAGAAUUGCUCAAGAGUACACAAUUAUUUGUAGUUCAUUGUAGCACCAAAGAAAGGAUAGCACUUAUUAAUUUAAUUCAGGCAUUGUCUAAAAAAGUUGUAGAUAUGAUUGCAAAGAUUACUAAAUGCUUUAGGGUAAUAUUGUAUGGACAUAGAAACAUGUCUUACAAUAUGAGCAUGAUUUGGCUUAGUACUGGUUCCAUACCCAAGAUGCAACAGUAAACUGUACAUUCAUCUGGACACACUAUUACAGACCAGCCUGGGUAUGUAUGAUGAAGAUUGGUGUCAGCUCCAGUACUUAGAGCAGUCCAGGAAAUCAACUCUGUAAGAAGACUAAAACUACCUUUACUGAGAUUGUAAGAGUAUUUAUAAGAGCAUCUUACAAGCCUAAUUGGGUUGUACCUUGCUCUCCUUAUAGAUCUGUGAAUUGAGGAGGCAUCUAAACUUGCGAUGUUAUCUGGCUGUUUGGAACUGUAAAAAAUGCUUUGGUUUCUUUUGCCUAAGUAACAAUUCUGUUAAGAUCAUCUUUCACUCAGUACAUUCACUUGGUCUGGCCAAAAUACCACAUGGUAUUUUUAAUCAGAAAAACAAGACAGCAGAUUUUCCUUUUUAUGGGAGAUAUUCUUUUAAUAAAGUGGAAUAUCUCUUCAUUAUUAUGACUCUAAAGAAGGUAAACUGCAAGAUUAAACUGCAAAUUUUCUCACCUGGAUACAGAGCAUAUAUGAAGAAUGGAAACUGAUAAUGGUAAAUGGGCUUAACACCAGAAAGAUAUAUUCAAGUGAAGUUUUCCAUAAUUAUCUUUGGUUGGAUAUAGAGAGAAAUGUACAAUCUAUAAAAUAUUCCAACAGCCUACCAGAACUAUGGGAAAAACAGAAAAAAUACCAACCCAGUCUAAUCACCCCUUGUUUCAAUACUGAAUAUUGUAAAAAUAUUGUCUUGUAUGAUCACUGCAUUAAGAAUAGACCUUCUAAAAUCAUGUAGCAACAUUCAUGAAUCAUUCAUUCUAAUUGGUUUUAUUAUACUGGUUAUCUUUGUUAAUUAUUGAAUACUGAUUUAAGUGCUAUAUGUGACUAAUCAAAUGCCACUUUGAAAUUUUUAAUUAAGUUUUAUACAACAUGUAAACCUCUUACGCUUUUUAGCUCUUUUUCCAGGUGGUGCUUUCAAAUAGCUCUAGAAAUAUGUAAACAAACAAUAAAAAGAAACUCAGUUUCUUUUCAGGGUUUUAAGGAGCAGUCAGGUUUCUGAAGAAGUAAAUGUUAUAAUCUAGUCACCAGUUUCCGGAAUUCUCACACGUAUACCAGCCAAAAAACCCUUAGCAACUACAUUUGAGACUGGCAGCUUGGUUGUUAAGCAGAGUGGUUACCGAGUUAAAAAUCACAUGACCGUGAUGUGCUUAUGAUUUUACAUAGGACUGUGCAUACUGACUGACUGUAAUACCAAACAUGAUUUAGAGAGAUGUUGCAGUCACAAAUGUGAUUUUUGGUGCAAAGUUACUUUUCCAACAAAGUCGUAACUGCAAGCUGCAGCUGCUUGAGGAAGUUGCUAAGCAAGAGUUACUAGUAGUUUUCUAGAUCUUUUCAGAAUUUUUUUAAAAAAUCAUUUAAAAAUUUUUUUUAAACAAUUCAGCACCAAUUGUUCUUUUCAAUUACACUUUUUAAGCUGGCAAAUCUGGUAGAAACAUGCAGUUUUCUAAGAUGUGUAGUUUUUUUUAAAUGUGGUUUUAUAAUAAAGAUUCCAAAGAGCACUGCUUUAAUGGGAUUUGAAGCAUAUUAAAACUGUCAGACAAGAAAUAGCUGGAUUUUUAAAAAUUAAAUAUUAAUAUUCUGAGAACAGGAGCAAAUUGUAUGCUUAAUUUCCUCCUGCAUAUCUUCAGUAUCGUGCAAAUUCUUUCACUCAUUUACAAUAUUAUUUAUCCAUUAAGUUUGUUCUUGAUUAUCAUUACAUGUAGUUAAAUCUUCAAACCCAUCCUUCAGAACCCAUUACAUUAUUCUUUAAGAGGAACAUUUUAAUUUUGGAACUGGGAUGUUCUGAUGGGCAAUCAUGUUAUUCUGCCUAGCUGCAGCCAUUUGUGCCAGUUUCUGCACUUUUGACUAAUAUCAGAAGCAUAUAUGCAUCUUUCACUUACACACUUACACAGCAAUAAACUCUAUUGACUAUGGUAAGGCAUAACUUCUGAAUGACUCAAGUCUGUAAACACUGGAAGAUAUGUAGUCUUACUUGUAAUAUAUUACCUCUAUUGAAAAUAUCUAAUAAAUUAUGUUUACUUUUGUUUAACACUGGCUGAAAUACAGGAAGCUCUUUUUAAACUUCAGUUUGUUUGCAUUGGGAAGAAAAUCACUUGAGUUCCCCUCCAGCCUAAGAUAACUACGGUAACUUGAAGACUGGUUCAGUAUGUCUUUACAGAUCCCAACAGCAUUAAUACAGAUGUUCAUGAUGAAUUUUAAUUACCAUUCUACUUGAGUCAAGUGUUUUCACUGCUGUUAGAUACGAUGUAGAAAAUAUUGCUUUCUGUAAUACAUUCAUAUCCGGCACAAAAAUGUUACACAUUUUCACUCCUAGAAUCAUGUUUCAUAGAACAAGACUGGCAAAAAUGUAGCCAGCUUAUGUGAACUCAACUGCUGUGGUUAAUUUAAAGUUCAGGCACAUUGGUUCAAUAAAUAAUAGUUUGUGCUCUUUUAUAAUAUUGUAGAAUGUAUGCUACAAUUUUUUACUUUUCUUUUUGUUAAACUUUUUUACUUUAUUUUUUUACGUUUACUUUAUUUUUGUUAAAAAAAAUAAUUCAGUAAAUAGGGGUAUUGUACAAAGCCUUUAUGUGUAUUUUGCACUUUGUACCAAAACAAAUGAAUAUACUGGAGAUUGUGUUCUAAAGAAAGAUGAAUCCUGUUGAAUAAAUUUUGAAACCAUCCCA
Molecule: messenger RNA, 7081 nt
Organism: Crotalus tigris (Tiger rattlesnake)
Lineage: Eukaryota; Metazoa; Chordata; Lepidosauria; Squamata; Viperidae
Gene: ITGA2
Product: integrin subunit alpha 2
Exons: 30
Coding region: 139-3678 (1179 amino acids)
Biological process (GO): cell-cell adhesion; integrin-mediated signaling pathway; cell-matrix adhesion
Cellular component (GO): integrin complex; external side of plasma membrane
Molecular function (GO): integrin binding
Source: RefSeq, a predicted model, not a curated record